Messenger RNA from Lucilia sericata (common green bottle fly), 1689 nucleotides. It is a transcript of the gene Rab19, whose product is annotated as ras-related protein Rab-43. Lineage: Eukaryota; Metazoa; Arthropoda; Insecta; Diptera; Calliphoridae. The record is from RefSeq and is a predicted model, not a curated record. Gene Ontology annotation, molecular function: GTPase activity; GTP binding. The coding region runs from base 589 to 1254 and encodes 221 amino acids. Gene Ontology annotation, biological process: protein secretion; regulation of exocytosis. The transcript has 3 exons.
GCAUUUUUAUUUCAUUUUUACACAAAAACAAAGUUCGUGUAAAACAAGUGCAAGGUUUAUUAUUUUUUAUUGCAUAAAAGGAUAAAUAUAAAAUAAACAACUUAAAAUUAUAAAAACACUAGACGAGAGAAGAAUCUUAGAUAUAACUUUUGCACCAAGUAGUGUAUAGAAUUGUUAACCCUUUAGAAAGGCCAAUAACAAUGAACAAAAAACAACCUUUAAUGGAAAACUAAAACAACAACAAAAGAAAUGACUAAUUAGUAUUUAAAAAACAAAUAAAAUUUAAUAAUAUAGAAGUAAUUAUCAAGGGGAAUUAGGCAACAACAACAAAUUUGAACUUUUUGUAAUAAAAGGGAACAACCCGUUUUGGUAUAUAGUACAGCCAGCCAAUAACAACCACCUGUCUUUUCUUUAAUUUUAAAGUGCCAUUUGGAAAAAUAUAACACAAAUACUAUUUAAAUAUAAUAAAUACUAUUCAAAUAAUUAUAAUUGUUAACAAUUUAUAAUUUAACGAAACAUUUUGUGGCAGUUAAAUUGCUUACAUUGCCUGGUGAUCUCAUUCGUUAAGAAUUCUUUUUUAAGGACAUCAUGACAGCACGUAAUCCUCAAACUUUAAUGGCUCUGCCGAGCGAUGAAAGUUUUGAUUUUCUUUUUAAAGUUGUUCUAAUUGGUGAUGCUGGCACUGGCAAAACCUGUAUAGUGGAACGUUUUAAAACGGGCAAUUUUAUAGAACGUCAUGGUAAUACUAUUGGUGUGGAUUUCUCCAUGAAAACCAUUAACAUAGAAGGAAAGUUGGUAAAGUUACAAAUUUGGGACACUGCUGGCCAGGAACGUUUUCGUACCAUAACCCAAAGUUAUUAUCGUUCAGCAAAUGGUGUAAUUUUAGUUUACGACAUUACCAGCCGCGAAUCUUUUAGUAAUCUCCAAAAAUGGAUAGAAGAGGUACGUCGCUAUACUGCCUCCAAUGUUAUGUUAAUAGUUGUAGGCAAUAAAAGUGACUUAGAGGACGAACGUGAAGUGGAAUUCGAAGAAGCUCAACAAAUGUGCCAGUAUAUACCGGAAGUGUUGUUAGUAAUGGAAACCUCAGCCAAGGAGAAUCGUAAUGUCGAUGAUGCUUUUGUAACAUUGGCCAGUGAAUUGAAAAGACGCAUAGAUACCAGUAUAAGGCAAGAAGAGAAUGCCGAUGAUGAGGCCAUUAAAUUGGGUCACAGUAAACCUUUGAGGCAGUGUAGUAGUUCUUGUAAUUUAACGUAAAAUAUGUCGUUAAUCUCAAAUUUAAGACUCGUAAUUGUUUUUAAAAAAGAUAAAAUGUGAUUUAUUUAGUUUGUUUUAUUUGUAUUUUUUUUCUGUUUAUUUGUUUUGUUUCUUGCAGUCUAUUUUAAGUUAAUUAUUAUUUAAUUUUGUUUCAGCGUGAGUGAGUUUGGUUUAAAUCUUAUUACAGAUUUUUUACGUUUAUAUUUUUAAUUACAAAUAUAACAAAUGGUACAAAUGUUAAUAAAAUUUGUAUUUAAAUUUUAGGGUCAAUUAGUGAUUUUUUUAAGUUUUUUAUUAUUUUAAUAUCAUUUGAUUGAUUUUUUUUUUAAUUUAAAAUAAAUCUAACAUCACUUUCCAUUAAAACAAACGUCCUUUUAUAGAUUUGUAGUAUACUACGUUUUAAUAAAUUAUUUAAAAUAAAUAUUUAAUAAAAAA